GGCGGGGGUUAUUGAGAUGCGUGCUCACACUCUCACUUUAUCUGAUCUCUGACUAUCGGGAGAAUUAAUUUCGUCACCUCCCCGCCCGCCCCAUCCUCUUUCUCUCGCUCUCACGUCAUCAAUCAAGGCUCUGGAUGCAGUAUAACAAUCCUAAUCCACACAACUCCGAUUGUUCUCCGACCCAAUUUCCAACAACCAAAUGGCUACUCAGCUCAAGUCCGAUGCGUUGUUGGAGCAGAUGAAGCAGCAUCUCACCACUGAUGCUGGCAAACAACUCACCAAGAAGAUCGGCCUCGUCUACCAGAUCAAUAUCGCCCCUAAGAAAAUUGGAUUCGAUGAGGUUGUAUAUAUUGUCGAUCUCAAGAAGGGAGAGGUCACUAAAGGGCCGUAUGAAGGAGGGAAGCCCGAUGCCACGUUUUCCUUCAAGGAUGAUGAUUUUCUCAAGGUUGCCACUGGGAAGAUGAAUCCCCAAAUUGCUUUCAUGAGGGGCGCAAUGAAGAUCAAGGGAAGCCUGAGCGCAGCCCAGAAAUUCACACCUGACAUUUUCCCAAAGCCUUCAAAGAUGUAAGAGGAUGUGCCACUGGUUUCUCUACAUUUGGGUUCUUGUCAUAGAAAUGGUAAUGUUAGGUGAAUCCUUUGCUCUGUACCAUAGAAAUAGAAAUGGAGCUUGUCCAUGGUAAUUUCUUCUUGAUAGACAAAAUUUAUUAUCAUCAUCAUCAUCAGAUAAGUAGGUGAUACCCACAUUUGAGGCUUUUAUUGCAUAAAGUGGGUAAAUGUUGCAGUUUCCUCUUUGUUCAUUAAUUUCGACAAAUAAUUUGUUGAAUCAUGAAUGAUAUAAUAUUGACAUGGAGUUACAGAUGAGUUGCUUACCGGUUAAUGUUUUGUGGGGUUUCAUUAUUAUGAGAAAUUCUCCAUGGGAUUAAGCA
This is a messenger RNA of Carica papaya (papaya), 926 nucleotides long. It is a transcript of the gene SCP2, whose product is annotated as sterol carrier protein 2. Gene Ontology annotation, cellular component: cytosol. The record is from RefSeq and is a predicted model, not a curated record. Lineage: Eukaryota; Viridiplantae; Streptophyta; Magnoliopsida; Brassicales; Caricaceae.